This is a messenger RNA of Castor canadensis (American beaver), 336 nucleotides long. The record is from RefSeq and is a predicted model, not a curated record. Lineage: Eukaryota; Metazoa; Chordata; Mammalia; Rodentia; Castoridae.
AUGCACAGCAGAGCUUACAUCUUGCUGCAAAGAGACUUCCGGGAGCUGAAGUACAGUAACUAUGAGGGAAUUAAGGCCGUUCCUGUAAGUGAAGAUAAGAUGAAAUGGAAAGCCGAAAUUAAAGGUCUACAGAACUCAAUCUGGCAUGGAUCGGUUUUACAACUGACAAUAAAUUUUACACCAGAGUACAACCGUGUCCCUCCAGUUGUGAAAUUUACAGUAGUUCCUUUUCAUCCAAAUGUAGACCCAUCUUCUGGUCAACCCUGCAUAGACUUUUUGGAUGACCCUGAUAAGUAUAAAAGGUAUACAUUAGGCAGCAUCUUACUUGCCUUACAG